CAUUGGUCCCAAGCAAGGACGACGUCGUUUGUUAGGCGUGCCGGCAUCAACCAAAGCAACCAGGUAUCCAGUUGCAGCCGUAAAGAUCCAGUGGGCAGAUCCAACCCCCCCCCCCCCCCCCCCCCCCCCCCCCCGAUCCCACGUGAUUCGCGAGAGUCAAAGAUCUACGUUAUUUUGGAUUCCGAUGGGUUUCACCGGUAAAACCACAGAUGGCGAUUCCGAAUCAAUCCUCCUCCUAUCCUCCGACGCCCCGGCCACCGCCACCACCAUAGCCACAACCACCACGGCCACCAAAGACGCAUUCCACUUGGCCUAUAUAAUCUACUUCACCCUCGGUUGCGGCUUCCUCCUCCCAUGGAACGCCUUCAUCACCGCCGUCGAUUACUUCUCCUACCUCUACCCGGACGCCAGCGUCGACCGCAUCUUCGCCGUCGCCUACAUGCUUGUCGCCCUCUUCAGCCUCCUCAUCAUCAUCCUCUACGCCCACAAGUCCGACGCCUUUGUCCGGAUCAACGUCGGCCUCGGCAUCUUCGUCCUCGGCCUGCUCGUCGUCCCCGUAAUGGACGUCGCCUACAUCAAGGGCCAGGUCGGGUUGUACGACGGCUUCUACGUCACUGUCGGGGCGGUAGCGCUCUGUGGUCUGGCCGAUGCGUUGGUCCAGGGUGGGGUCAUUGGCGCCGCCGGUGAGUUGCCCGAGCGCUAUAUGCAGGCUGUUGUUGCCGGCACAGCCGCUUCAGGGGUCCUUGUUUCUUUUCUGCGGAUCAUAACCAAAGCUGUAUACUCUCAAGAUUCAGAUGGCCUGAGAAGCAGUGCAAACCUCUAUUUUUCUGUUAGUAUCGUGGUUAUGGUAAUAUGCAUUGGUUUUCACAAUGUAGCUCACAGACUUACAGUUAUUAAGUACUACAAAGAGUUGAAAGUUCAGGCUGUAAAUGAGGAGAAAGAAGAGAAGGGUCCCCUGACUGGGCCUGUAUGGAGAGCAACUUUAUGGCACAUAGUAGGAAUGGUCAAGUGGUAUGGAUUUGGCAUUGUCCUCAUUUAUAUUGUGACUUUGUCAAUAUUUCCGGGAUAUAUCACAGAGGAUGUGCACUCACAAAUUCUCAAGGAUUGGUACUCGAUUCUUCUCAUCACUGGCUACAAUGUGUUUGAUCUGGUUGGAAAGUCUCUGACUGCAGUAUAUCUCCUCGAAAAUGCAAAAGUCGCAAUUUGGGGCUCUGUUAUAAGGUUGCUGUUCUUUCCUCUCUUCUUGGGGUGCUUGCAUGGUCCCAAAUUCUUCCGAACAGAGAUUCCGGUGACGAUUCUGACUUGUCUUUUGGGGCUAACUAAUGGAUACUUGACAAGCGUGUUGAUGAUACUGGCUCCCAAAGUUGUCCAAUUACAACAUUCAGAGACUGCUGGGAUUGUGAUUGUAUUGUUUUUAGUUGUUGGUCUGGCUAUUGGUUCAAUUGUAUCUUGGUUUUGGGUCAUUUGAUUAUAAAGCAAUUUGCAUGGUAUUAACAGCAGCGAGACCUAGAACUUGCUAUUAUUGCCACCUCCCGGCAAUGGGAGUUGGAAUGGAUUGCCUUUGUGGUGUUUGCAUUCUGUAAAGCCUUGUAAACUAUGUUGUUAAUGGCAUUUUUCUUCUUUUC
This is a messenger RNA of Juglans microcarpa x Juglans regia, 1625 nucleotides long. Its product is annotated as equilibrative nucleotide transporter 1. Gene Ontology annotation, biological process: nucleoside transmembrane transport. Gene Ontology annotation, cellular component: plasma membrane. Bases 185 to 1468 code for a protein of 427 amino acids. Gene Ontology annotation, molecular function: nucleoside transmembrane transporter activity. NCBI's taxonomy places the organism in Eukaryota, Viridiplantae, Streptophyta, Magnoliopsida, Fagales, Juglandaceae. The record is from RefSeq and is a predicted model, not a curated record. The transcript has 2 exons.